Messenger RNA from Microdochium trichocladiopsis, 1576 nucleotides. Its product is annotated as beta-lactamase-like protein. The coding region runs from base 140 to 1333 and encodes 397 amino acids. The transcript is spliced from 3 exons. NCBI's taxonomy places the organism in Eukaryota, Fungi, Ascomycota, Sordariomycetes, Xylariales, Microdochiaceae. The record is from RefSeq and is a predicted model, not a curated record.
CCGGCGAUCAAGGGGUUCCGGGGUUGAUAUAAAGCGAUUCGAGACUUUAUUCUUCCCCGGACUCCUUGCAAGUCAACAAGCAGACACAUAGACAAGCACAGCUCAUUCACAGACAAAAACACCUAGCAACCGAUUCAACAUGGCCUCACCUUUGACCACCACCACGCUGCCCGUCCCUCCUGGGGCCGUCGCAAAGGUCAGCAUCAUCGACCUCGAGAGCCGGGGCCAUGGCAUGCCCUACUCCAUGCUCCUCACACCCCCCUGGGAGGGCCUUGAUGUCCUCAACAACUUCCCCGACUUUUGCUUCCUGGUGGAAAGCUCCGCGGGCGAGAAGCUGUUGUUCGACCUAGGCUUCCCGCUGGACAUCGACUCGUUCCCACCAGUCGUCAGCAACAUGUGGAAGAACUCGGGUGUGGUCCUCGACAUGAAGAAGGAUGCGGCAGGCAUUCUGAAAGAGCACGGGGUUGCACUGGAGGAUAUCGGCGCCGUAGUGUGGAGUCAUCACCACUCCGACCACAUCGGCGACAUCAGGACGUUUCCCAAGUCCACUGACCUUGUUGUCGGGCCAGGGUUCAAGAAGGCGUUCUUCACCGUCUUCCCCACCAACCCCUUGUCUGAGCUCCACGAGAGUUAUUUCGAAGGCCGCACCCUCCGCGAGAUAGACUUUAGCGACGCAUCCCGCACUCUCACCAUCGGCGCCUUCCGCGCGUACGACUUCUUCGGCGACGGGUCGUUCUAUCUGCUGGAUGCACCCGGGCACGACCACGGGCACCUGGCCGGUCUGGCGCGCACCACGUCCAGCAGCGCGACGGCGGCGGGCGAUGGCGACAAGGACACAUUCAUCUUCAUGGCGGGCGACCUGUGUCAUAACGCCGCGGAGCUACGGCCGAGCGUCCACCUGCCGCUGCCCGAGGGCCACCACGAGGAGCAUGGCAGCAACGACAGCGGCACGUGGAGCGCAGCACACGAGGAUAACAAAGAUUCGCGUCAAUACCCGUCGCUGUCACCAUGUAUAACGACCGCGCUCAUCUCGGCAAUCAAGCAGAAGCAGCUCCAGCGCGGCCGCAGGGUGGACGAGCCGUUCUUUGACGCGGCGCUGUACGUCGACGCGGACCUGGCCGCGCAGUCGAUCCGGGACGCGCAGGUCGCCGACGCGGACGGGAACGUGUUUGUCGUCAUGGCGCAUGAUGCUACCAUCUACAGCGCCGACGGCGGCGAUGGUGGAGAGAAGAGAAGCAAGGUCGAGUUCUUCCCGGCGUGGGCGAAUGACUGGAAGAAGAAGGGGUGGAAGGAGGGCGUGAUGUGGGAUUUCCUGGGACAGAUGCCCGUCUGACGAUCGGCGUCAGGGAGCUUUCUUACACGAAAUGCUCAAAGUGCAUGGCACGAGGAGAUCGGUUGAAGGUGUAGGAACGCGUAGAUGACAACAGUGUGUACUUGAUAGAUGGCAGAGGACAUUAGAUCAACCAAGUCGGACCUUAGUACCUGUCUGUCGGACGUCAAACGUGGCCUUGAAACGUCUGUUCAGUCAGCAGAUUCAACAUGGUCCUUAUUGGAGCGCGGUAGCGUUGUUCAUGUG